AUGUUAGAUUUCGGAAACAUUGAACUAGUCCAAAGAAAGCUACAAACAGAAAUCGCAAAGGCACAAGCAGAAGAACUCGUUUACGGCGCAGCUGAAGCGUCUUAUGUCGAAAAUUCUGCCUCGCUUUUCAGACAGGAAGAUAAAUCUGUGGCACUCCCACCUCCUCAAGAAUUCACCGCAAAACAGCAGCCAAUACCUCCGAAUGAGCUACCUUUAGUUCAACGAGAAUCUCGACCUCAGCAUGACCAAGAGGAACCAAAAGCAGAACGCGUAGAGAGAGAAGCUCUGAAUCCUAACGCGAGGAGCUGGGUCCCUUUCCACGAUGGAGAAAUUGAUCGUAAGCCACGCUUGAAAUCGCUCGACGCCCUCAAGACUGGAGAGAUGAACGAUGUCAAACUGGUUCUCCGCGACCUUACCGCGACUGACGGACUGGCCUGUACCAUACUGGAAGCGCAAUACCAGCAAAAUCAGCGAAUUCAGGAGCUCAUUCAGCAACAACAGCAUAGUACACUUGCCCUCACUUUGCCGGAGUCAGAAGUGCCAACCUUUAGUGGCAACCCUAUUGAGUAUUGGUCCUUUGGACAAGCAUUCGAGAACCUAAUCGAGAGUAGAACGACCAGUAACAGUGCUCGCCUGUAUUACUUAGUACAAUACACCUCAGGCGAAGUGCGUGAGUUGAUGAGGAGUUGUCUAGCUAUGAAACCCGAAGACGGAUAUCAAGAGGCGCGCACUUUGCUGAAGGACAGAUAUGGCCAAAGUUAUCGCAUAGCGACCGCGUACGUUGAAAGGCUCACCAAUGGACCGCCCAUCAAAGCCGAAGAUAGCGUCGCAUUACGUCGAUUCUCAGUUCUUCUAACUGGAUGGACGAACACCGUUGGUGACACUGGAUAUCUCAGCAAAGCCGAGAACCCGGAAACACUAAGAAUGAUCGUCAAGAGACUGCCCUAAGGCCUAAAGUUGAAAUUGCGUGAUAUUGCAGGAGGCAUCACCGAAAUUCAGAAGAGAGAGACUUGAACGACUUCGUUAAGGCCAAAGCGAGAGUAGCCACGCACGCUAUAUUCGAUAACGUAUCGAGUCAUCCUCCGACGCCACCAUCAGCUAUGAAAGAGAAGAAGAAGCCUUCCCCUUUGCGACCUGCGUCACCGUACGGAACGAAGCCCGCACCGAUCAAGUGAACAAAGAAGCCAGCAAAAAACGCAUCCAAAUCAUAUGUCUGCUUUGUAAUUCUAAUCAUUGGCUCUUACAAUGCGUCAAUUUCAAGGCUAAAUCCCUCGAUGAGAGCCCCAAGUUCGUACACUCCAAAGACCUCUGCAUUAAUUGUCUUGUUCAUGGCCAUGCUGUUAGUUCCUGCCCCAAGGAGAGUUUUUGUCGAGUAACCGGAUGUAAGGAAAUUCAUUCGAGCUAUCUUCAUCCCCGCGAUGCACCUGCUGCGACUGGACGCGAUUCUGCACCUGCAGUGACUAACCUCUCAAGUCAACCCAGCAACCAAGCGUUGAAUGGCUAUGUUAAGGGAAAAGGUGAUAGUCGCUGUGGCGAAAAUGACGGCAAACUUGCGUCCGCAGCCGGAUUAGCACUACUGCCUCUUAAGGUUAAAGCACCAGGUCUCGACAAGAUCGUGGAAACCUACGCAUUUUUGGAUAAUGGUUCCAAUACUUCUUUCUGUUCAGAGGGACUCAUUGCAGAGCUUGGCAUUAAUGGACGAGAAACAACAUUGUCACUGACAACCAUGGAAAGCAAAAACACCAGCAUCAAAUGCUUAGCAGUUGACCCUGACAUUUAGUUUUUAGGCCGAAGCGUUUCAACCUUGUUUUAUGUUUUUAGUUAAAGGCAAUCAGCUGUUUCCGCCUUUAAAGGGGCCGGAAUGUUAGUUACGAAACGCUUAGUUAAUAUACACUUUAUUAUAGUUUUGUUCUGGUUCAUUUUUAUCAAUAAGUCUUUCGUUAGUUAAUGAUUAUUACAGCAAGUUUGUUAUCUCUGAUCAAAUUUUUAUUUAAGCCGGUGCACGUGUAAAGAUUCUAUUUCAUCGUCGUUAUUAGUCAUCGCUGCUAAAUCAUCACUGCUAAAUCGUCGCUGCUAGAUAAUCGCUACAAGCUAUUUGCUACCGUUCGCUGCAAGCUAUUUACUAUCGUUAGGAGCUAGACCAAAGGAAUAUUCCAGUGUCUAAGAGGUAACUUUACCUUCCAAUCCAAUUUUUCUCUUGUUUACAGGAAAUAUUCCAGUGUCUAAGAGGUAACUUUACCUUCCAAUCCAAUUUUUCUCUUGUUUACAGGGAAUAUUCCAGUGUCCAAGAGGCAACUUUACCUUCCAAUCCCUUCCAUGGUACCCAUAAAUGAGAGUUAGUUUCAUUCAAGCUAUAAUGAAUAACACUUUAGAUAAACUUUUCACUUUUUAUGGAGAUGCUAAGGGUGUAAAAGAG
Pocillopora verrucosa is the source of this 2416-nucleotide messenger RNA. Lineage: Eukaryota; Metazoa; Cnidaria; Anthozoa; Scleractinia; Pocilloporidae. The record is from RefSeq and is a predicted model, not a curated record.